AUGGUCCGGAACGGAGAAACCUAUCCAGCUUUGAUGCAAGUGGGCUUGGAUAUGUACUUUCGCUUGAGGGAGAUUUGUCCUUUAGUCCGCACGCUUUUGGAUCUUGGACAGACAGAGCGAGCAAUCGAGAUCGCUUGGAGAAAUAUGGGUUUAGCCUCUUGCGAUGCAUCGGUUCUUCCAGGAGUUGCAUUUUUUGACUCCUUGAUCCGUUCACCGCUGCAGGUGACGCAGAUGCUGGGGAGUUUAUUACUUUUCUUGAAAGUGUGGGACCCAGCAGCACUCCAGUGCUCAACCCCACUAUCCCUCUCAACUCUUGCUAGCUGCGCUACCGUACCAUUUCCAGACGAUCUGAUUCCGCCAAAAUCCCGCAGAAUGCUGCGAGUCGCUUUUGGAUUUACUGCAGAAUGA
Molecule: messenger RNA, 408 nt
Organism: Phytophthora infestans T30-4
Lineage: Eukaryota; Oomycota; Peronosporomycetes; Peronosporales; Peronosporaceae
Exons: 3
Coding region: 1-408 (135 amino acids)
Source: RefSeq, a predicted model, not a curated record